This is a messenger RNA of Phaeodactylum tricornutum CCAP 1055/1, 1126 nucleotides long. RefSeq lists its product with no specific name. NCBI's taxonomy places the organism in Eukaryota, Bacillariophyta, Bacillariophyceae, Surirellales, Neidiaceae. Gene Ontology annotation, biological process: DNA repair; DNA-templated DNA replication. The transcript is spliced from 2 exons. The record is from RefSeq and is a predicted model, not a curated record. Gene Ontology annotation, cellular component: nucleus; DNA replication factor C complex. The coding region runs from base 77 to 1126 and encodes 349 amino acids. Gene Ontology annotation, molecular function: ATP binding; DNA clamp loader activity; DNA binding.
CUUUGCUCGACGGUCUCUUUUUCGGAUUGUGUUGUCCAUUCGUCCAGUUUGUUGUCGUUUGUCUACUUCAAUAAGUAUGACCGACACAGCCGUAGCGGCAUCAGUGCCCAGCGAGGCCAACAAAGAGAACAGCGUCGCGAAAGCGAAAAAGAGCAUGGCGGGUUACCAGGUGCCGUGGGUGGAAAAAUACCGACCGAGGGUAUUGGAAGACGUCGUGGGGAACGAGGAGACGGUGAGUCGACUCCGUGCGAUUUCCAGGACGGGUAAUCUACCGAAUCUCAUUCUGGCGGGUCCGCCCGGUACGGGCAAGACUACGAGUGUACACGCGUUGGCCCGACAACUGUUGGGUGCAUCCUACAAGGAUGCCGUCUUGGAACUGAACGCCUCCGAUGCCCGAGGUAUUGAUGUUGUCAGAAAUCGCAUCAAGAGUUUCGCCAUGAAUAAAGUUACGUUGCCCCCUGGUCGCCACAAAAUUAUCAUUCUGGACGAGGCCGACUCGAUGACGUCCGCGGCACAGCAGGCUCUUCGAAGAACAAUGGAGCUGUACUCCAACACAACGCGCUUUUGUUUGGCCUGCAACGUUUCGACCAAAAUCAUUGAAGCUAUCCAAUCGAGAGCCGCGAUUCUUCGUUAUUCACGGCUGGCCAACGAACAAGUCUUGACCUGCCUACUCAAGGUGUGCCAAGCAGAAUCCAUCUCGUACACAAACGAUGCACUGGAGGCUAUUCUUUUUACCGCGGAAGGUGAUAUGCGCCACGCUCUCAACAAUCUUCAGGCCUCGUACUUUUUGACCAACGGAAUCAUUUCGCAAACUUCCGUUUUCAAAGUGUGCGACCAGCCUCAUCCCAAAACUGUAGGUCAAAUUAUCAGCCAUUGUACCAAGGGGGAUACCAAGGCUGCCUGCGAUCAGAUGCAAGCGUUGUGGAAGUCGGGGUAUUCCACCAACGAUAUCAUAGGUACCGUUUUCAAGGUCGUCAAGGCUCACGGCGAGCUUCCGGAAGCCCUCAAACUAGAGUACUUGCGCGAGAUUGGCUUUACCCAAAUGCGAAUUUCCGAUGGGGUAAACUCGCCGCUGCAGCUGCUCGGACUUUUGGCGCGACUCGCUCAAAAAAUGCAGCAAACUUAA